AUGAAUGUGUCUACAAGUUUGAAGGUGCGGCUGCCGGCGUUAGUGCUAGUGUUGGAGGUUGUCAUUAUAACACUUUAUGCUGUCUUUGUCACUUAUGACGACAAUGCCAACGCUAAGCUGCAGAACAAUGAGACUAACCCGAUGGAGAACUCCAUGUAUCGCGACUAUCCCUACUUUGCCGACGUGCAGGUGAUGAUCUUCAUAGGCUUCGGCUGCCUGCUGGCCUUCUUCCGAUUCUACGGCUUCAGUGGAAUGGUCUUCAACUUCCUUACAGCUACAUUCGCCAUCCAGUGGGCCAUCCUGAUCCAAGGUUUCUUCCAGUUUUACUAUGAUGGUAAAAUUCACCUGGGGGUGAUCAACCUGCUGAAUGCAGAGUUUGCCUGCGCUGUGGUGCUCAUCUCUUUCGGAGCCGUGCUUGGGAAGACCAGUCCUGUUCAGCUCCUGGUCAUGGCUUUGCUGGAGAUCCCUGUCUUUUCUGUGACAGAGUGGGCUGUAUUGAAAUACAUCAGGAUCAAUGAUGCAGGUGGCACUAUUCUUAUUCACCUGUUUGCCUGCUACUUUGGUCUAGGGGUGACAUUUAUGCUGUACCGCCCGAGCCUGAAUAAUGGACAUGCUAAAGAGAUCACUAGUUAUCCUUCCGACAUCCUCUCUGUAAUGGGAACCCUGUUCCUCUGGGUGUUCUGGCCUUCAUUUAACUCUGCUCUGACCUUUAAGGGUGACGAUCAACACAGAGCAAUACUCCACACAUUUAUUGGUCUAAGUUCGUCCACUAUCACCGCCUUCGCACUCUCAGCACUGUUCAAUAAGAGAGGUAAGCUCACAAUGGCUGACAUUCAGAAUGUGACCCUGGCAGGUGGUGUGACUGUUGGGGCUUCUGUGGACAUGAUGAUUUCCCCUGUAGCUGCGUAUGCCCUGGGCGUCAUGGGCUGCACUGCAUGUUUCUUUGGCUACAAGUACUUGACCCCCUUUAUGGCCCAACGCAUGAGGAUCCAAGACCAGUGUGGUAUUCACAACCUCCACGGGCUCACUGGCCUCAUAUCAUCCACAGCAGGGAUCUGCGCCAUCCUCCUAGCCACGGAGGAAACCUACGGGCCCAGCAUGUACCAGAUCUUUUCCCAUCGUGCUCCACCUGUAGGAGAUCCAAAGCUCCUGGAACUGCAGAAGCUGAUUCCUGGGCUGAAACCAGGCUUGGGUCGCACUGCGCAGGAACAAGCUCUCUACCAGGUGGCAGCUGUCUUCACCACCAUAGCAGCAUCUGCAGUUGGUGGGCUGCUCACUGGUAUGGUCAUGAAGCUGUCCUUCAUGGCAUCCCCAUCUGACAAGGACUGCUUUGAUGAUGAACUUUUCUUUGACAUGCCCUCUGACUUUAACAGCAUAGAGGAGCUCAAGACCCCCAUAAGCAAUGAUGAAAAAGGACAGAUGAGCUCUGCAGACACCAAAGUCUAA
Messenger RNA from Morone saxatilis (striped sea-bass), 1446 nucleotides. RefSeq names its product ammonium transporter Rh type B-like. Gene Ontology annotation, cellular component: plasma membrane. The transcript has a single exon. Bases 1 to 1446 code for a protein of 481 amino acids. Gene Ontology annotation, biological process: ammonium transmembrane transport; ammonium homeostasis. The record is from RefSeq and is a predicted model, not a curated record. NCBI's taxonomy places the organism in Eukaryota, Metazoa, Chordata, Actinopteri, Moronidae. Gene Ontology annotation, molecular function: ammonium channel activity.